Trichophyton benhamiae CBS 112371 is the source of this 2229-nucleotide messenger RNA. RefSeq lists its product as uncharacterized. The record is from RefSeq and is a predicted model, not a curated record. Gene Ontology annotation, biological process: mRNA splicing, via spliceosome. Lineage: Eukaryota; Fungi; Ascomycota; Eurotiomycetes; Onygenales; Arthrodermataceae. Gene Ontology annotation, cellular component: nucleus. The transcript is spliced from 4 exons. The coding region runs from base 1 to 2229 and encodes 742 amino acids. Gene Ontology annotation, molecular function: RNA binding.
AUGCCUGGACGGCUGACAGGAGGCGAGAAGACAGCGCAGACGAAUAUCGUGGUAGUAGGGAUUGGGAACCCUACAGACAGUCAUCUCGAUCGCCGCCGCCGCACCGGGGGCGCUACCGGGGCUGGGAAGGUGGCUACAGAGACAGAGACAGAGACCGUGAAAGCUACCGAUCCCCUCCCAGAUACGACUAUGAUGCGAACUAUAGUCACAGCCGCAGCCGCAGUCACUCCCACAGCCGAUCACGCAGUCGAGUUCGAAGUCGACCUCGGAGUCGAGCGCGUAGUCGAAGUUAUAGUCGCAGCAGAAGUUUCCAGUGAACUUGCCCAGUACUAUCAUGUUCGGGGCCUCGAGGACGUCCGAGUUAUUCGCGACAAACAAACAAACUUAGAAAUAUCACGGCAACUUGCAUUUAUCCGCUUUCCUUCCAUUGAUGACUCGCGUAAAUUCCUGGAAUUGAACUUCCCAGCUGUAUACCUGUAUGGCAAAGCCGGGGGCGAUGGCCAGGGCGCAAGGGUCAGGAUUGCCUACAGCCGUGAACGAGAGGACCGUAACAGGGCUCGAGCCGACGGGGAAUGGACCUGUAUUAAUAGUCUAACAUUGGUAGAUAUUGCCGUACCGCCCGUGGAGGAGACUGUCAAGGUAGCUAACUACGGGGACAACGAUGUUUCAACCGACGGCACUCCCUCGCAGUUUCUCCUCUUCCGAGGCCUCGAAUCAAGCGUUACCGAGGAAGUGCUGGCCAAGGGCGUUGCGAAGCUUUGCAAACAGUCCAAGUCCGCUGCGGCUUCGGCCUCAUCUGGUUCAUCCGGGGUCGGUGGAGCACCGGCAAAGAAAGUCGCCAAGGUCGCGUCUACAACCGGCGAUAGCAACCUCGGGGCUCGAGAUGGGUCAAUUCGUCGUGUUCUGUUGGUACGAGAUCGCCGAACGAACGAAAGCUGGGGUUAUGGAUUUGCGGAGUUUGCGACUGUGGAGGACGCUCAGUGCGCUCUUACUCGCUACACAUCCCUCGACACCUUUACCAUCUCCUCGAAGCCAGUGCUCGCCUCGUACAUCCACGCUGGCGUGUUUGUACCGGUUCUUAAUCUCAACCCAGGUGUUCAUAGCAGCACUACAGGUACGAACAGUGAGCUUGAGCGAUUCACCUUUAGCCCCCUUGGCAAUUUGGCUGCGAAGCUGGCUUACUGGGAUGAGGAGGCAUAUGCCAGCGAACUCAAACUUGCCACGGCUGCUGCCACGAGUGAGCUCAGUGGAAAGGCAGGGGGAACGGCCUCCGCCUCCGCACAGAAGACGAGUGCUGCCAGGGCGGCGCACCCUGGUCGGGAUGGGGAGAAAGAGAAGAAGAGGAAGAAAGUGGAGGCGACAGCAGGGGCUGCUGCUGGCUCUGCAACGAAGAAGAUCGCCAUGGCUUCGCAUCUCCAAUUCUGGAGCAAUCGCCAUGCGGAGUUGCAUGGCAUCGAUAGGCGCAGCGCCGAGACGGGCGAUGGGGAUCACUUCAACGACCCCGGCACGGCCGCUGCCCGAUCACAAUCCCAGUCGCAGGCAUCAACACCACAUCUCCAACCGGUCCAGCAGCAGCAUCAGCAGCAUCAGCAGCCAGUUCAGCCAGAGCAGCCACAUUUACAAGGACAGCAGUCCUACGCCGACCUUAACCGACUGUGUUGUUAUCUAUGCAUGAGAGAGUUCAAAUCAGAGGCCCACGUUCGCCAGCACGAACGUCUGAGCCAGCUGCACCGCGAGAACCUGCAAGAUGAGACACUGAAGGCCAAGGCACUGGCUAAGCUGGCAAAGAAGCGAACGCUCGCAGCGGACCAGACAGAGUAUCGCGAUCGCGCCAAGGAGCGGCGGAAGGUGUUUGGUUCGUCGAAGAGUAGGAAGAGAGAGGCUGAAGAUGACCGCCAGGAUGAGUACGAGCAAGGGCCUGGCAGUAACCCCGUUGGCUCUGAUACUGCUGCCAGCCCUCCACCAGCGCUGUCCAAGGGUGCUGCCUUGCUAGGGAAGAUGGGCUGGUCGGCUGGCUCUGGUCUCGGGGCGGAAGGGACCGGCAUGAAACAGCCGGUAGCAGCAGACUUGUAUGUGCAGGGCGUGGGUUUGGGUGCCCAGGGUUCAAAGGUUGGAGAUGCAGUCCAGGAAGCUGGCCGAAGCACGCGUGGGAAAUAUGAUGAGUUUCUCGAGAAGACUCGAGAACAUGCCCGCGAGAGGUACGAGAGGAUGAAGGACGAACAGGGCUAG